Messenger RNA from Ogataea philodendri, 750 nucleotides. RefSeq lists its product as uncharacterized. NCBI's taxonomy places the organism in Eukaryota, Fungi, Ascomycota, Pichiomycetes, Pichiales, Pichiaceae. The record is from RefSeq and is a predicted model, not a curated record. Bases 1 to 750 code for a protein of 249 amino acids. The transcript has 2 exons.
AUGGUCCAGACGGCCGGCAUGAACCCGUUCAUGACGAAGUUGAACCCUGGCGACCAGUUGCUGAACCUUUCGUUGUCUGCAAAAAUAAAGGAACCCUUGUUGAAGUCAACUCCGUUGGUUUUGCAACCAAUAGGCAGAGCAAUGAAGAAGAGCACAAUCAGACCCAAAUUACAGACGAUCGAGAACGUCUGGAGUCUGGACACAAAGCCCGACGCAAAACAGGUGAUGGCGAUGUGCGACACCACACAUGCAGCGUACACGCCAACACAAGGCACCAACCAGGGCGACCGAGUUGGUGUUUCCAACCAAGUACGAGAGGAACACUCUGAUUCUCUCUGGAGCAUAGAAAUAUGUCCAGUAGAACAGACCACCCGAGGUUGGCAAACUGCUACCAAGCUCUGCCAUGCUGAUUGCAAUAAACAAAACAAACGUGGACGCAAUUGCCCAUCCCCAAACCAGCGUGAUGGUUCCUCCGGUAAGACCCUGAGCCAGCACACUGGCAAUCGAUGGGAGCAGUCCCAUAAUACUGAAAGCCACACCAAAAACCUGGAGCGUGGAAAAUUUACGCUUCAGUUCCUGUUUGUAGCCGAUUUGUGCGAGCAACUCGUUGUCCGAUUGCGCCAGCUUGGCGUCAAUAACCUCGGGCCGCUCCAUAUCGCGGUACCUGCUGUAGGUGAUGGUAACAUCGUGGGAUUCGUGGGUGUCCAUUUUGGUGCACAAAAACCUGGCUGGCUGUUUGAAAUUGUCUGA